CUAUUCCCCGACACUACAUCUUAUCAGUUACUUCUGGCUUCGGAUUAUUCCAACGAAGCAUUUCUUCUCAACAUGGCAGUUGUCCAUGCAAUGUCUCAUCGGCCCUUUGCAGAACCACCCUGGUGUUGAACAACAACUCUUAGGUUGAACAUGCCAACCGAGAGCGACCCUAGAGCCGGUGAGCUAUUGAAUUGAUGAAUAUCUGAACUAUGCAUAUCAACGGAUGCCGAGAUCGAUUUCGUGGGGGUUCUUCUGUGAUGCUCAUCAGGUCUUUCGUACACCGAUCAAGCAACGAAAUGACAUACUCUCCGACCGGGCGGAGCAUUUGCCAAAGGACCUCUAGACGACUCUGGUCUAGAGAAGACGGCGACCCCAGAGCUCAGCCUUCUGGACUCGCUUACCGAGUCGUCUUCAAGCCCACACGUAUUGUCUCAAACAUUCCUACAAGGUGCAUCGCGCGGGAUGUGUGGAUAUCCCACUUGUAUUUGAGCCUCUUGGUGGUCCACUUCCAUCACGCCACGCAAAGACGUGUGAUGAAGCAGCUAUGUAGGCAGGAUCCUCACCGCAAGAUAGCGCGUCCGGUGAGCGUAAUCCCCACGAAGCACCAAGCAGCCACUCAAGAUGCUAUCUACCGUCCCGCAUCCAAACGGUCGACCAAACAGCCGUCCCUACUUACGCCGACCUCGUGGCCUACGCCCCGUACGCUCCGCUAACGACGCCUCCCAAACCAGCAAUCGCCAGGCAACCCAAGCAGGUGCCGCCUGCAAAAAGCAAAAAACCAGAUAAAAAAAGUUCGACCCGAGCAAAUGGGCAGGCACGGGCCUGGCAGAGCGGUAAGCGAUGCAGGUCGGCCGCGCCAAUGACGGGGUGAGGCGCCAGCAGGAGCUCAAAAGCAAUCAUCGAGACUGGAAUUUCCCGAGAAGGCUUGACUGGAGACCACGUUGAGGUCGCAUAAGCCUGCCGAAGCCACCCGUUGUGCGUCGCGAGAUUGGUG
Molecule: messenger RNA, 994 nt
Organism: Paraphaeosphaeria sporulosa
Lineage: Eukaryota; Fungi; Ascomycota; Dothideomycetes; Pleosporales; Didymosphaeriaceae
Exons: 1
Coding region: 210-713 (167 amino acids)
Source: RefSeq, a predicted model, not a curated record